AUGUCGCGAAGCGCGUCGGUGAACGUUGACGGAGACGGACACGUGUCGCUUCCCGCAGCGACCACGUUUUUCAGUGUUCCGUUCACAGUCCCGAGUCCGAACAUCACGUGGAAGGAUAUCUAUCCCGAAUGGAUCGACGAAUCACGAAAGUCCGCCUGUCCGGAAAUCCCGGAACCAGACUGGUUUGCAGACGAGUCCGACCAAGCAGGCGCGGCAGGAGACGCCCGAAGACCCGUUGGGGAAGUCACUGAUGCAACGGAGCACUCCCAGAGUUCCCCGUUAGUGGCACGCUCGUUACUGGGAUCGUUCGACGGCGUGGUCGCGUCGCUGCCGUGCGAUUCGCAGCCGGCGGAUUCGUGGGCGAGAGACGUUCGGUGGCAUCACCUCAUGCUGACGGUUGGCCGGCUGGUUACCAAGGUGGGCGUGCAGUUACGGCUCAACGACGUUUAUGACGGAGUUGUGAUUUACCCUUUUACCCCUCACCACCCGUUCCCACCUCUCUUCCUCCCCUCUCACCCACUCUCACCCUCUCGCACCCCUCGCACUCUUCCGUCCAUCCCCCGUGUCCUCGCUAUCGCCGCCUUUCAGUCCACGUCAGCUAUGACGCCAGUGCUACUGUUCACCGAGUGCCGCCCGCCGCCGAACCUCUUCCGCUGCCGUGAUCUCGUGAUGCACGAAGGGCCAAUCUGGCUCUACCACGUGGCAUCCGCCGCCAUGCGUGAGCGUCUGCAGCCAAUCGGGUCGUGCCAGCUGGCGCACCCGACGACCUUGGCGGAAGUGGGCAGGGCGGAAGGGGGAGCACAGGAAGGGCGGGACGCGGCUCGGAGAAUAGGAGAAGCGCACGAAGCGGAACUAGUGGAGGCGCCCGAGGAAGCGCGAGUUUUGGCGCGGCAAAUGCUGGAAUCGCGGACACCCCGAGAGUCGCCUCGAGCGGCGCCGCGAGUGGCUUACGCUUCGGUGCUGCACACGACAGAGGACUACGUGUGCGGCGCGAUCGUGCUGGCUAGGAGCCUGAAGAAGAGCGGAACGAAAGCGGACCUGGUGCUGCUGGUGUCGCGAGAAAUCAACCGCAAGAGCCGCAGGGGACUGAAGAAGGCGGGGUGGCGACUCAAGGAGAUCGAGCGGAUUCGUAACCCGCGCGCCGUGCCGAAGUCUUAUAACGAAUGGAACUACAGCAAGCUGCGUCUGUGGCAACUCGAGGAGUACGACAAGGUCAUCUUUGUUGACUCAGACGUCCUCGUUUUAAAGAACCUCGAUUUCCUCUUCAGUUACCCCGAGCUCUCGGCCCGCGGCAACGCGCGCCACCUCUUUAAUUCCGGAGUAAUGGUUCUAGAACCUUCCAACUGCACCUUUAAUCUCUUCAUGUCCCACGUCACCACCCUCACCUCCUGCAAUGGCGGCGACCAAGGCUUCCUGAACAAUGUUUUCGCGUGGUGGCACCGGCUGCCCGAGUCGGUCAGCAUGCUGAAAUACUCCUGGAACGGAGACACUGGUGCGGGCGGGACGGCGGAGCGGGCGGCAAAGCGGGCGGCGCAGCAGGCAGCGCAGCGGGCGAUGCUUGACCGGGUGUUUUCAGCCGAGCCGGCUCGGGUGCAUGGGAUUCACUACCUGGGCAGGAAGCCAUGGCAGUGCUACCGCGACUUUGACUGCACGUGGCUGUACCCGUGGGACCACCAGUAUGUGAGCGACGCCGCUCAUGCCCGCUGGUGGGCACAGCACGACCUCAUGCGUCCCUCCUUGCAGGAAUACUGCUGGCUGCCCAACAGGUGCGUCCCUGGGCUCCCACUGCUGUGUAGAUGGGUGACAAUGUGUGUGAAUGGGUGGAAAUGGGUGGGAAUGCAGAUGGGUGGACAUGGGUGGGCGCUGGUGGGCGCAGCACGACCUCAUGCGCGCCUCCCCGCUCUUUCCCUAGUACCCCCCUUCUUUCUCCCCUCCACCAUCAGGAGGAAGGCAGAGAUGGGUUUCUGCAGGCGAGUGCUCAAGAAGGAAGUGGCUCCUCCUGCUGCAUUGACUUACAAGUCCCCCCUUUACGACCCUCGUACCGCUCUCCACCCCCCUCCAUUCCCCUCAACCUUCAGGUGGAAGGCAGAGAUGGAGUAUCGCAGGAGAGUGCUGAAGAAGGAGAAGGCUCCUAAAGCGUUUUGGAACUUCAACAUCACAGACCCGAGGAGGGACCUGUGUGUGAAGGGGCAGACCACGUGCAAUUGGCGGGGAUACCUGAGACACUGGAAGAAAUGA
This is a messenger RNA of Closterium sp. NIES-65, 2238 nucleotides long. Lineage: Eukaryota; Viridiplantae; Streptophyta; Zygnematophyceae; Desmidiales; Closteriaceae. The record is from the annotation of a GenBank genome assembly.